CAUGAGCUAUCCCCCAAGGUGAAAGGGGCACCCAGGGGCCACCACCCUCCCCAUUGCAAAUGACUCCACUCCUUGGGAUGCAAGCCUGGCUCGCCAGGGUUUCUAGUUUUCCACUUGAGUGUCCAAGGGCCCAUGGCGCACGUGCAGUGGUUACCUCCACCCUCGGGAGGCGGGGUCGCGCUCUGCCAAUAAGAGCUGGAGGCGGGGGUGGAGGGUAGGGAAGAUUCCAGAGGCCCACGGAGGGAGUUAUAAAAGAGGGUGCUGGCGGCCUUGGAUAGAGCCAUGCAGUCCAAACGCGAGUGUGAGCAAUGGUGUGAAAGAGUGAAUCCUGAGAACAAGGCGGCCUUGGAGGCAUGGGUUAGAGAGACGGGCAUUCACCUGGUGCAGGUGAACGGGCAGAGGAAAUACGGCGGGCCACCCCCAGGCUGGGUGGGAAGCCCACCGCCGGCUGGGUCAGAGGUGUUUAUCGGACGGCUGCCCCAGGACGUGUAUGAGCACCAGCUGAUUCCACUAUUCCAGCGCGUGGGCCGCCUCUACGAGUUCCGCCUAAUGAUGACCUUCAGCGGCCUGAACCGCGGCUUCGCCUACGCCCGCUAUAGCUCGCGGCGCGGCGCCCAGGCCGCCAUCGCCACGCUGCACAACCACCCGCUGCGGCCCUCCUGCCCGCUGCUGGUGUGCCGCAGCACUGAGAAGUGCGAGCUGAGCGUAGACGGAUUGCCGCUGGGCGUAAGCCGCCGCGCGCUAUUGCUUGCGCUGCAGCCGCUGGGUCUCGGCCUGCAGGAGGCGCUGCUGCUGCCCAGUCCCGGACCUGCGCCCGCACAGAUCGCGCUGCUGAAAUUCAGCUCGCACCGCGCAGCUGCCAUGGCCAAAAAGGCCCUGGUAGAAGGGCAAUCACGCCUCUGUGGAGAACAGGUGGCUGUGGAGUGGCUCAAGCCAGACCUGAAGCAGCGACUGCGCCAGCAGCUCAUGGGUCCCUCUAUGCGGUGCCUACAACCAGAUAGCAACCGACUAGCCCUGGCCAGGGACAAGCUAGGGUCCCAAGGGGCUAGGGCUGCCUUGCAGCUACUCUGCCAAAGAAUGAAGCUGGGCAGCCCAGUAUUCCUCACCAAGUGUUUGGGCACAGGACCUGCUGGCUGGCACCGUUUUUGGUACCAGGUAGUGAUCCCUGGGCAUCCAGUGCCUUUCAGUGGCCUCAUCUGGGUUGUACUGGCUCCAGAUGAGCAGGACGGGCAUGAGGUGGCCAAGGAUGCUGUGUCUGCACGGCUUCUGGAGGCACUGAGUGAUUCUGGGGCCAGCCUCCUGUGGUAUGCUGGGGCUGAGGCAGGUGCUAUGGUUAAGCAGUGACCUCAUCCUCUCCACAGGCAGCUUGAACAGGUAGGCAGAGCCUGUGUCUGUCUGCAGCCCAGCAGGCCUGGGCAGUCACUAUCUGAUCCCACAAGGGGAAGUGGCACAGGCCCUGCCCUAGGCCUGAGACAGCCACCCUGCUGGGACAGGGCCCCAUCACACCUGGGGCUUUGUCUUAAGUUGUGGUGAGGGACCUUGGCCUCCCCCUUUGAGCCUAGGGUCUAACCUGACCCUGUAUUCUUCCUUG
Ictidomys tridecemlineatus (thirteen-lined ground squirrel) is the source of this 1591-nucleotide messenger RNA. It is a transcript of the gene Dnd1, whose product is annotated as DND microRNA-mediated repression inhibitor 1. The record is from RefSeq and is a predicted model, not a curated record. Gene Ontology annotation, biological process: germ cell development. NCBI's taxonomy places the organism in Eukaryota, Metazoa, Chordata, Mammalia, Rodentia, Sciuridae. Gene Ontology annotation, molecular function: RNA binding.